CUAAAGUGAACACUUAAUUGCGAAACCGGAAGCGCCUCAUCAUGUUCUUUGGGAGAUGAUUGCGAUUUGUGACUACAUGAGGGAUAGACAUGUAAAAUCGCCCAAUUUAUUUAGCCCCUCUUUCCUCUCAUUUCCACCACCGUCUCCGUUUCAAUCUCCGAAUUCGAUACCGAUUACUCACCAAAUAUUUAGGGUUCUUUGGUUCGAGGGUUUCGGAGAUGGAUUCCGGAGAUCAGAAGCCGGCUUCUAGUGCUGCUGGCGGCGGUUUCUUUUCCGCGAUCGCUUCAAGCGUUCGGAAUUGGGGCAGUGCGAUGCAGAAGUCUGUUAAUGGGCUAUUGGGCUAUGAAGGACUAGAAGUGAUAAACCCAGAAGGAGGCACAGAUGAUGCUGAGGCUGAAGCUCAACGAGGAAGAUGGAAGCAAGAGGACCGAGAUGGUUACUGGAAGAUGAUGCACAAGUAUAUAGGAUCAGAUGUUACAUCGAUGGUGACGCUCCCGGUCAUCAUUUUUGAACCAAUGACAAUGCUUCAGAAAAUGGCAGAGUUAAUGGAGUACUCUUACUUGUUAGAUAUGGCAGAUGAUUGUGAAGAUCCUUAUAUGCGGUUGGUCUAUACUUCUUCUUGGGCGAUAUCUGUUUACUAUGCUUAUCAGCGAACAUGGAAGCCUUUUAAUCCCAUCCUUGGUGAAACAUAUGAAAUGGCCAAUCACGGCGGCAUUACAUUUAUUGCGGAGCAGGUAAGCCAUCAUCCUCCUAUGAGUGCAGCUCAUGCUGAGAAUGAGCAUUUUAUUUAUGACAUUACUUCUAAAUUAAAGACCAAGUUUUUAGGAAAUUCUGUAGAAGUGUAUCCUGUUGGAAGGACGAGAGUGACCCUAAAGAAAUCUGGUGUAGUCGUAGAUUUGGUUCCUCCUCCCACAAAGGUUAAUAACCUUAUAUUUGGGCGAACAUGGGUUGACUCACCUGGGGAGAUGAUCAUGACAAAUUUGACAACUGGAGACAAAGUAGUGUUGUAUUUUCAACCGUGCGGCUGGUUCGGUGCUGGUCGAUACGAAGUAGAUGGAUAUGUAUAUGAUGCAGCAGAAGAGCCUAAAAUAUUGAUCACUGGAAAAUGGAAUGAAUCAAUGAGUUGUCAACCAUGUGAUAAGGAAGGAGAGCCUCUUUCUGGCACUGAAUUGAAAGAGGUCUGGAGAGUUGCUGCUACUCCUGUGAAUGACAAGUACCAAUACACAUAUUUUGCCCAUAAGAUUAACAGCUUUGAGACAGCUCCUAAGAAUCUAUUGGCAUCAGAUUCUCGAUUGCGCCCUGACAGAUAUGCACUUGAGAAAGGUGACAUGUCCAAGUCUGGUGCAGAAAAGGGCAGUCUGGAGGAGAAGCAGAGAGAAGAAAAAAGAAUCAGAGAAGCCAAUGGGCACAAAUUCACUCCACGAUGGUUCAACUUGAGUAGUGAAAUUACUCCAACACCUUGGGGGGACUUGGAAAUAUAUGAAUACAACGGUAAAUAUGCUGAACAUAGGGCCAAAGUUGAUGACUCUGAUUCCAUUGAAGAGGUUGACAGCAAAACUAUUGAAUUCAACCCAUGGCAGUACAGCGAUUUGUCUGCUGAAUGAAGUAUCAAAAUUGGGUUCUAGCUCAGUUUUCCAUCCAUGUGCCAACUUAAAGAGACAAAAGGGUAAUCCAUGUUGUUGAUGUAAAAUGCUAAAAAUUUCAAUGUAUUAUUAGCUGCUUUUUUACAUCAGGAUGUGUAAUUUUCAUAGAAUAAAUAGUAUGCUGAUCUGUUGACUA
This is a messenger RNA of Musa acuminata AAA Group (dessert banana), 1779 nucleotides long. RefSeq names its product oxysterol-binding protein-related protein 3A-like. The coding region runs from base 219 to 1604 and encodes 461 amino acids. Gene Ontology annotation, cellular component: membrane; intracellular membrane-bounded organelle; cytosol. The transcript is spliced from 11 exons. Gene Ontology annotation, molecular function: sterol binding. The record is from RefSeq and is a predicted model, not a curated record. Lineage: Eukaryota; Viridiplantae; Streptophyta; Magnoliopsida; Zingiberales; Musaceae.